AUGAUUUGGUAUGUGGCCACUUUGAUAGCAAGUGUGAUCAGCGCCCGAGGUCUUGCGGCUCAAGGUGCCCACGGCCUGCGAGAGGAGCCCGAGUUCGUGACCGCGAGGGCCGGCGAGAGCGUGGUCCUGCGAUGCGACGUGGUCCACCCGGUGACGGGGCAGCCCCCGCCCUAUGUCGUCGAGUGGUUCAAGUUCGGGGUGCCCAUCCCCAUCUUCAUCAAGUUUGGCUACUACCCGCCCCAUGUGGACCCUGAGUAUGCAGGCCGCGCGAGCCUCCACGACAAGGCGUCCCUGCGGCUGGAGCAGCUGCGCGCCGAGGACCAGGGCUGGUACGAGUGCAAGGUGCUCCUGCUGGACCAGCAAUACGACACCUUCCACAACGGCAGCUGGGUGCACCUCACCAUCCACGCUCCUCCCACCUUUACAGAAACACCCCCCCAGUACAUCGAGGCCAAGGAGGGCAGCAGUGUCACCAUGACCUGCACAGCUUUUGGGAACCCUAAGCCCAUUGUCACCUGGCUGAAGGAGGGGACGCUGCUAGGCGCCAGCGGCAAGUACCAGGUGAGUGACGGCAGCCUGACGGUGACAUCGGUCAGUCGGGAGGACAGAGGUGCCUACACCUGUCGCGCGUACAGCAUCCAGGGGGAGGCCAUCCACACCACCCACCUGCUCGUCCAAGGGCCUCCCUUCAUCGUCUCCCCUCCUGAGAACAUCACUGUCAACAUAUCCCAGGAUGCUCUGCUCACCUGCCGGGCAGAGGCCUAUCCCGGCAACCUCACCUACACCUGGUACUGGCAGGACGAGAAUGUCUACUUCCAGAACGACCUGAAGCUGAGGGUGCGGAUCCUGAUCGAUGGGACCCUGAUCAUCUUCCGGGUGAAGCCUGAGGACGCGGGGAAGUACACCUGCGUCCCCAGCAACAGCCUGGGACGCUCGCCCUCGGCCUCGGCGUACCUGACCGUGCAGUACCCAGCCCGCGUCCUCAACAUGCCCCCCGUGAUCUACGUGCCUGUGGGAAUUCACGGCUACAUCCGCUGCCCCGUGGACGCAGAGCCACCGGCCACCGUGGUCAAGUGGAACAAGGACGGCCGCCCCCUGCAGGUUGAGAAGAACCUGGGCUGGACGCUGCUGGAGGACGGCUCCAUCCGAAUCGAGGAGGCCACAGAGGAGGCCAUUGGCACUUACACCUGCGUGCCUUACAACACCCUGGGGACCAUGGGCCAGUCUUCCCCCGCGAGGCUCGUCCUGAAGGACCCCCCGUACUUUACGGUGCUACCAGGCUGGGAGUACAGGCAAGAGGCCGGCCGGGAGCUGCUCAUCCCCUGCGCCGCCGCCGGGGACCCCUUCCCCGUCAUCACGUGGAGGAAGGUAGGGAAGCCCAGCAGAAGCAAGCACAACGCCCUGCCCGGCGGGAGCCUGCAGUUCCGCGCCCUGAGCAAGGAGGACCACGGGGAGUGGGAGUGCGUCGCCACCAAUGUGGUCACCAGCAUCACUGCCAGCACCCACCUGACUGUCAUCGGCACCAGCCCCCAUUCCCCGGGCAGUGUCCGGGUCCAGGUCUCCAUGACAACUGCCAACGUGUCCUGGGAGCCAGGCUACGAUGGAGGAUUUGAGCAGACAUUCUCUGUUUGGAUGAAGCGGGCACAGUUCGGGCCCCACGACUGGCUGUCCCUGCCUGUGCCUCCGGGACCCAGCUGGCUGCUGGUGGAGGCCCUGGAGCCCGAGACAGCAUACCAGUUCAGCGUCCUGGCCCAGAACAAGCUGGGCACCAGCGCCUUCAGUGAACUGGUCACUGUGAACACUUUAGCAUUCCCUGUCACAACUCCAGAACCCCUGGUGCUGGUUACCCCACCGAGGUGCCUCACAGCCAACCGGACCCAGCAGGGUGUGCUCCUGUCCUGGCUCCCACCUGCCAACCACAGCUUCCCCAUCGACCGCUACAUCCUGGAGUUCCGCGUCGGAGAGCGCUGGGAGACGCUGGAUGACGCCAUACCCGGCACUGAUGGGGACUUCUUUGCCAGGGACCUGUCCCAGGACACGUGGUACGAGUUCCGGGUCCUGGCUGUCAUGCAGGAUCUGAUCAGCGAGCCCAGCAACAUCGCCGGCGUCUCCAGCACAGACAUCUUCCCGCAGCCGGACCUGACCGAGGAUGGCCUGGCUCGGCCGGUACUGGCUGGAAUCGUGGCCACCAUAUGCUUCCUGGCUGCGGCCAUCCUGUUCAGCACCCUGGCUGCCUGCUUUGUCAACAAGCAGCGCAAGCGGAAGCUCAAGCGCAAGAAAGACCCUCCACUCUCCAUCACGCACUGCAGGAAGAGCCUGGAGUCUCCCUUGUCCUCCGGCAAGGUCAGCCCCGAGAGCAUCCGCACGCUCCGCGCCCCGUCCGAGUCCUCCGACGACCAGGGCCAGCCGGCGGCCAAGAGGAUGCUGAGCCCCGUGCGGGAGAAGGAGCUGUCCUUGUACAAGAAGACCAAGAGGGCCAUCAGCAGCAAGAAGUACAGCGUGGCCAAGGCGGAGGCCGAGGCGGAGGCCACCACGCCCAUCGAGCUCAUCAGCAGGGGCCCCGACGGCCGCUUCGUGAUGGACCCCUCCGAGGCGGAGCCCUCUGCUAAGGCUCGGCGCAUCGAGGGCUUCCCCUUUGCGGAGGAGACCGACAUGUACCCUGAGUUCCGCCAGUCGGACGAGGAGAAUGAAGACCCGCUGGUGCCCGCGUCUGUGGCCGCCCUCAAGUCCCAGCUGACCCCUCUGUCAUCCAGCCAGGAGUCCUACCUGCCACCACCAGCAUACAGCCCUCGGUUCCAGCCCCGCAGCCUGGAGGGCCCCGGCGGCCUGGAGGGCCGGCUCCAGGCCACUGGCCAAGCCAGGCCGCCCGCCCCCCGGCCCUUCCACCACGGCCAGUAUUACGGGUACCUCAGCAGCAGCAGCCCUGGGGAGGUGGAGCCGCCCCCCUUCUACAUGCCGGAGGUGGGCAGCCCCCUGAGCUCUGUCAUGUCCUCGCCGCCUCUGCACGCCGAGGGGCCUUUCGGCCACGCCACCAUCCCCGAGGAGAACGGAGAGAACGCUUCCAACAGUACGCUGCCCUUGACUCAGACGCCCACCGGCGGGCGCUCCCCAGAGCCCUGGGGCCGGCCGGAGUUCCCCUUUGGGGGACUGGAGACCCCGGCCGUGAUGUUCCCCCACCAGCUGCACCCGUGUGAUGUGGCCGAGAGUCUGCAGCCUGCGGCCGGCCUCCCCCGAGGACUGCCGCCCGCCUCCCUGCAGGUGCCCGCAGCCUACCCGGGCAUCCUGUCUUUGGAGGCGCCCACGGGCUGGGCUGGCAAGGCGCCGGGCAGAGGCCCUGCCCCAGUGCCCCCCGCCGCCAAGUGGCAGGACAGGCCUGUGCAACCUCUGGUGAGCCAAGGGCAGCUGAGACACACCAGCCAAGGCAUGGGCAUACCCGUGUUGCCUUACCCCGAGCCAGCCGAGCCGGGGGCGCACGGCGGCCGCAGCACGCUGGGCCUGGACACCCCGUGGUACGAGCCUCAGCCCCGGGCCCGGCCCAGCCCCCGGCAGGCCAGGCGCACCGAGCCCAGUUUACAUCAAGUGGUGCUACAGCCCUCCCGGCUCUCGCCUCUGACCCAGAGCCCCCUCGGCUCGCGAACCAGCUCCCCCGAGCUCGCCGCGCGGGCCCGGCCGCGCCCCGGCCUCCUGCAGCCCGCCGAGGCGUCGGAGAGCGCCCUGCAGCCGCCGGCUGCCGUCAGCUUCUCGCGCAAGUCCACGCCGUCCACGGGCUCCCCGUCCCAGAGCAGCCGCAGCGGCAGCCCCAGCUACCGGCCCACGGUGGGCUUCACCACUCUGGCCACGGGCUACCCCUCCCCUCCGCCGGGCCCCGCGGGGCCUGUGGACCACUUGGAUGUAUUUGGACAGACGCCUUCCCCUCGGAGGGCGGGGGAGGAGCUGCUCAGACCGGAGCCCCCCCCGCCGCCGUUACCUGCUGCAGGGACACAUCCACCUGCGCCUGGGAAUGCUGCUGUACCUGAGAGGCUGGAGGCUCUGAAAUACCAACGGAUAAAGAAGCCCAAAAAGUCAUCCAAGGGCUCCUCGAAGUCAAAGAAACGAUCCGAUGGUUCUGCCUCCCAGGCUCAGAACCUUCCAAACUCUCAGGUCCUGUGGCCCGAUGAAGCUGUCUGCCUCCGGAGGAAGAAGAGACACUCCCGGCCCGACCCCUUUGCCCGCCUCUCAGACUUGUGCCACCGCCAGCUUCCGGAAGACCAGACGGCAAUUCUCAGCAGCGUGGAGCACGAUGACCCCAGCCACGCCACUUUGCUGUGA
Messenger RNA from Balaenoptera ricei (Rice's whale), 4308 nucleotides. It is a transcript of the gene IGSF9B, whose product is annotated as immunoglobulin superfamily member 9B. The transcript is spliced from 20 exons. NCBI's taxonomy places the organism in Eukaryota, Metazoa, Chordata, Mammalia, Artiodactyla, Balaenopteridae. The record is from RefSeq and is a predicted model, not a curated record. Gene Ontology annotation, molecular function: protein binding. Gene Ontology annotation, biological process: cell-cell adhesion. The coding region runs from base 1 to 4308 and encodes 1435 amino acids.